Brachypodium distachyon (stiff brome) is the source of this 3636-nucleotide messenger RNA. Its product is annotated as probable chromatin-remodeling complex ATPase chain. The record is from RefSeq and is a predicted model, not a curated record. Gene Ontology annotation, molecular function: ATP hydrolysis activity; histone binding; DNA binding. The transcript has 25 exons. Lineage: Eukaryota; Viridiplantae; Streptophyta; Magnoliopsida; Poales; Poaceae. Gene Ontology annotation, cellular component: chromatin; nucleus. The coding region runs from base 96 to 3395 and encodes 1099 amino acids. Gene Ontology annotation, biological process: nucleosome organization; regulation of transcription by RNA polymerase II.
CGGCUCUUCGCCCCCCCCGGCCCGCCCACCCAUUCUGCACUCUAAAUCCUCAUCGCCUCCCAGAAACCCUAACCCUAGCCCCCACCCCAGCUCCGAUGGCGAAGCCGGUAAAUUACGACGACGAGGAGGAGGAGGUCUCUUCCUCCGGCGAGGAGGAAGAGGACCGGUCCGAUGCCGGUGGCUCCGCAACUGACGAGGGCGAAGAGGAGGAUGAGGCGCCGGCUCCGGAGGCCGAGGCUGCGGGGGAUGAAGAGGUGGAUGAGGACGAGAUCGAGGCUGUCACCACCGGCGCGGGCGCCGACGAAGAGGAUGACGGCGGUGCUGCUGCUGGCGGGGAUGAAGAAGAGGAGUCGCAGUCCACCGAGGACGACGAGGCCGCCACGGGGGAGGACGACGAGACCGAAGACCCUACUGGAAACCCAACGGUAGGUAAGCGAGAGCGAGCCAGGCUCAAAGAACUUCAGAAGUUAAAGAAGCAGAAAAUCCAGGAGAUAUUAGAGACUCAGAAUGCUGCCAUUGACGCUGACAUGAACAAUAAAGGGAAGGGGCGACUGAAGUACCUGCUGCAGCAGACAGAAAUAUUUGCACACUUUGCAAAAGGAAGCCAAUCUAAAGAGAAGAAGUCACGAGGAAGGGGGCGUCAUGCUUCAAAGAUGACGGAAGAAGAGGAAGAUGAAGAGUACCUCAAAGAAGAGGAAGACGCACUUGCUGGUUCAGGAGGAACACGCUUGCUUACGCAGCCAUCAUGUAUAAAUGGAAAAAUGCGUGACUACCAACUAGCUGGGCUUAACUGGCUAAUACGAUUGUAUGAGAACGGUAUCAAUGGGAUAUUGGCUGAUGAGAUGGGCCUUGGGAAAACUCUUCAAACUAUUUCACUGAUGGGUUAUCUGCAUGAAUUCAAAGGAAUAACUGGUCCUCACAUGGUUGUUGCGCCAAAGUCUACUCUUGGCAACUGGAUGAAGGAAAUCGCUCGGUUUUGCCCUAUUUUGCGCGCUGUGAAGUUCUUGGGAAAUCCAGAAGAGAGGAAUCAUAUAAGGGAGAAAUUACUACAGCCAGGAAAAUUUGAUGUCUGCGUGACUAGUUUCGAAAUGGCCAUCAAAGAAAAAACUGCAUUGAAACGUUUCAGUUGGCGCUACAUUAUUAUUGAUGAGGCUCACCGGAUAAAAAAUGAGAACUCUCUUCUGUCUAAAACGAUGCGGCUUUUUAGCACGAAUUAUCGUCUACUCAUCACAGGCACACCACUCCAGAAUAAUCUCCACGAGCUUUGGUCUCUACUCAACUUCUUGUUGCCUGAGAUAUUUAGUUCUGCUGAGACCUUUGAUGAAUGGUUCCAAAUUUCUGGUGAAAAUGAUCAACAGGAAGUUGUUCAGCAACUUCAUAAGGUUCUACGCCCAUUUCUUCUUCGAAGGCUAAAAUCUGAUGUUGAAAAGGGUUUACCUCCAAAAAAAGAAACUAUUCUUAAAGUUGGAAUGUCUCAGAUGCAAAAGCAGUACUAUCGUGCUCUGCUUCAGAAAGAUUUGGAGGUUGUUAAUGCCGGCGGUGAACGUAAAAGGUUGCUUAACAUAGCCAUGCAGUUGCGCAAGUGCUGCAACCAUCCAUAUUUGUUCCAAGGGGCAGAACCGGGUCCACCUUACACAACUGGCGACCAUCUUGUUGAGAAUGCAGGAAAAAUGGUUUUAUUAGAUAAAUUGCUACCCAAACUAAAGGACCGUGACUCCCGAGUGCUUAUUUUCUCUCAGAUGACCAGGCUUUUGGAUAUCUUGGAAGAUUAUCUUAUGUACAGAGGAUAUCAAUAUUGCCGAAUAGAUGGAAACACAGGUGGAGAAGAUCGUGAUGCAUCCAUCGACGCAUUUAACAAGCCAGGAAGUGAGAAGUUUGUUUUCUUGCUUUCGACCAGGGCAGGUGGCCUUGGUAUCAACCUUGCCACUGCUGAUGUUGUUGUUCUUUAUGACAGUGAUUGGAAUCCACAAGCUGAUCUCCAAGCUCAAGAUCGUGCGCAUCGGAUAGGUCAAAAGAAAGAAGUUCAGGUUUUCCGAUUUUGCACUGAGUAUACCAUUGAGGAAAAAGUGAUUGAGAGAGCAUACAAGAAGCUUGCAUUGGAUGCGUUGGUAAUUCAGCAAGGAAGACUGGCUGAGCAGAAAAGUGUCAAUAAGGAUGACUUGUUGCAAAUGGUGAGAUUUGGUGCAGAAAAGGUGUUCAGUUCUAAGGACAGCACAAUAACAGAUGAGGAUAUCGACAGAAUUAUAGCUAAAGGAGAAGAGAUAACAGCAGAACUCGACGCGAAAAUGAAGAAGUUUACAGAGGAUGCUAUUAAAUUUAAAAUGGAUGAUACUGCUGAAUUGUAUGAUUUUGAUGACGAUAAGGAGGAAAACAAACCUGAUUUCAAGAAAAUUGUUGGUGACAAUUGGAUCGAGCCACCUAGGAGAGAAAGGAAGAGGAACUACUCUGAGUCUGAGUACUUUAAGCAAGCGCUUCGCCAAGGAGCACCAGCAAAACCUAGGGAACCACGGAUUCCAAGAAUGCCACACUUGCAUGAUUUCCAGUUCUUCAACAAUCAAAGGCUAAAUGAAUUGUAUGAAAAGGAAGUCCGAUACCAAAUGCAAGCCAACCAGAAGAAAGAUACCAUUGAUGGUGAAGAUGAAGAACAGUUGGAGCCUUUGUCUGCAGAAGAGCAGGAGGAGAAGGAGCAGUUAUUAGAAGAGGGUUUUGCAUCAUGGACGAGGAGAGACUUCAACACAUUUAUUCGUGCAUGUGAGAAAUAUGGCCGCAAUGACAUAAAGAGUAUAUCUUCUGAAAUGGAAGGCAAAACUGAAGAAGAAGUUCAGCGAUAUGCUAAAGUUUUCAAGUUGAGAUACAAGGAACUGAACGACUAUGAUAGAAUUAUCAAAAACAUUGAACGUGGAGAGGCAAGGAUAAGCCGGAAGGAUGAGAUCAUGAGAGCCAUUGGAAAGAAGUUGGACCGCUAUAAGAACCCUUGGUUAGAGUUGAAAAUUCAGUAUGGCCAAAAUAAAGGGAAGUUCUACAAUGAGGAAUGUGACCGUUUUAUGUUAUGCAUGGUGCACAAACUUGGCUAUGGAAACUGGGAUGAACUUAAAUCUGCCUUUCGAAUGUCACCCUUGUUCCGAUUUGAUUGGUUCGUCAAGUCCAGAACUACCCAGGAGUUGGCUAGGCGAUGUGACACUCUUAUCCGUCUAGUUGAGAAAGAGAAUCAAGAAUAUGAUGAGCAAGAAAGGCAGGCAAGGAAAGAUAAAAGGCUGGCGAAGAACAUGACACCAACAAAGCGAGCUGCAUUAAGGGCUUCAGAUGGUGAGACAACUCCAUUGAGUUCCUCCAAGAGGCGACGGCAGUCUCUUAUGGACGAUUAUGUGGGCUCGGGAAGGCGUAAGCGUGGGUGAUCAGACGAAUGCCUCAUGGAACUUAUGAGAAUUGGAGCGGUCUUAGAAAAUGUGUUGGGCUCUCAUUUUAUUUAAAUUUCUUAGUUUAUAAUGUUGAAUGAAUCCUAGGUUAGUGUAUCGAAGUGGUAUGUACAUGUCUGGUCACUUGUCAGCCCAUACUUUUUGUUGGCCUUUUGGAGCGAUGCAAGCUCAUUCUGCUUCGGUUCCUCCCGUCCAGCUUUCAGUGCACCUUUUAUAUUUC